UUAUCAUAUCUAUUAAUAGACGCUUGGGAUUCCACAUAAUGUGUGUAUACGUGUGAGCAGUAUACAUUUAUUGACUGAAAACUGGAGGAAUAAGUGACACAUAAGGUUUAGGUUCUCAUCGUUCGAAAUGCCGCACGGUGGGAAUGUCCAAUGGCUAGGCACCCUCAUUAAAUUGAAAGAGUCGAUUGAUUCUACUCAAAAACGUAUAGAGAAAUGUCACGAAAUCUAUGAAGGGACGAUUAAGCGCAAAUGGAUGUUUUUUGAUCGGAUGAUGAACCUAUUUGACGAUUCACAAAGAACUCAAAGAUCUCAAAACGUAACAUACCUAUUUCAAGAAACCGACGAUGUCGAAGAUAUUGACGAAGGAUAUAGUGAAAAUAAUCAAGACAGGAGCGUGAACUUACUACCUAUGUUGGAGGAACUUGAUUUGCCAUUUACAGAAAAUGAAAUAUCGAUGGAGGGCAACGUCAAGGGCCAGCAUAGCGAGGCGAAAUAUUGUUCCGAACUUAAACGGGAUAAUAACUCAGGGCAUAUCGGCGAGAAGGAUAUUGCAAGUUAUGUUGAAGGACGAAAAAUAAACGCAGAACCGGUUCCUGCGGAUAAUGAAGGACAAUGUAGCAUCCUUAAGUCCCCUAUGUCUGCAUCAGAAUCGUCACAACUUAGCUCAGUAGAAAAGGUUGAAUUAAAAGGCACUGCAAUUAAGGCCAUGGCUAACGCUGAAAAAGCCACGCAAACGUUAUAUCAAUGGAAUGAGGCCAAGAGAGAAAUGAAACAAAGACGAAAGGACAUGAAAAAACAUAAACGCUCGCAUCUUCAAAAAUCAAAUACGGAACAAUUAAACACUGUUGCGAAUGUUAUUUCAAAGAAGCCCGGUUUUCCUGCGGAUAAUGAAGGACAAUGUAGCAUCCUCAAGUCCCAUAAGUCUGCAUCAGAAUCGUCACAACUUAGCUCAGUAGAAAAGGUUGAAUUAAAAGGCACUGCAAUUAAGGCUAUGGCUAACGCUGAAAAAGUCACGCAAAAGUUAUAUCAAUGGAAUGAGGCCAAGAGAGAAAAGAAACAAAGACGAAAGGAAAUGAAAAAACAAAAACGCUCGCAUCUUCAAAAAUCGAAUACGGAACAAUUAAACACUGUUGAAAAUGUUAUUUCAAAGAAGCACGCUGCAGAUAACCAAACAGGAACUUACACUUUCAUUGCUCCAUAUUUUGCCUCAUCAAUUGAAGUUCUGUCGCAACAAAUGCCUACAGUAAAGGACUUGCUAGCAGAAAGACAAAAACUGUUUACCAUGAAAGAUGUUUAUUGUGUACAACUGAAACUAACCGAAAAUUCCAAUCGAAACGGAUUCGGGGUAUACAACAUGGCUCUAUCGAUUAUUUCCAAUGAAAAGUUGUGGAUUACAAUUCAAGCUCUGCAAGAAUAUAGCAAGCUAAUCCUCCUAGCUCUGCUAGCGGAACGGGUUAAACAGUUACAUCGAACAGAACUUCACCCGGAGCUUAUGUUUUCCAGAGUGGACGUUAUUCAGAAAGCAGUUCUUGCUUCAUUAUUUUCUUUAUGGACGUAUCUGCUUGGUUGCAAGCUGAAAGGAGGAUUAAAUGCAUCUGCAGUUGUUUCAUUUGAAGAUCUUUACAAUGCUUUGGAAGUUGUCAGUUAUCGGUGUAUCGAUUCCGCAAAUAUUUUCCCUGAUACAAUCAGAAUGUUCGUGCACUUUCCGGUGCUGAAUUUCUCUGGUGAAGGUAUAUUGGUAACUGCAAAUGGACAUGAUUUAUUUCAACAGACUGAGCCUCAGAAAAAUAGCACGAAACAGCGUAUGCGCGACAGCGAAUCAUGAAAAUAGAGAUGGCUUUAGUAAAAUGGAGUUUAUCAGGUUGUGAUACCUGAAUGUCUAACUGGCGCAAUGCCAGUAAGAAACUAAGUGUGAAUGCUUUAUUAUUAAAAAUGAUAUGAUUAUUAAACAGUAUUUAUUUUAAAAAGCUCAUUUAAAAUAAGAUAAAGAAGACUAUAUUAACUUUAAACUAAGUAUUUAAACUAAUUAGCUUUCUACGUUAAAACAUCAUUGAUAUACGUAGCGGGAAUAAUGAACUUUUUUUCUAUCCACUUUACGUGCCAUGUCCGAUUUUUCGCAGUUCAAAAGAGAGUACUCAUAAUUGAUGAGUUAUUGUGAUGUGAAAUUAUAAGUGAGACUCGAAAAUCCUAACGAAUUGGAAUAUAUAAACAGGGAUCAUUGUGCGCGACAAAAAGUGCAAUAACGUUAUACUGCCACCCACAUUUUGAAAAACAGUCAAACCUUGUUUGUCCUUUGUCCAAAUCAUCAACUUCAAGAUCUUAGAGUUAUCUAUCGCCCUUAGGAAAAGAUGUUUCAUGAUAGAUCUCGUAUUAUAGUGUUUUUUUGAAAGGAUUUCACAUUAAAUUGUGAAUUUGGCGAUGGUAUUUGUGUUAUUUAGUUUUUGUGAAAUGGUUCUACAUAAUGAAGUGUUUUUCUUCAAAAUGUCCGUGUUUCGUUUUGUUUAAAUGAAGCGUAUGUUAUUGUUGCCUGUUCGGACUGAACGUUGUUUAAUUUUAGAAUAACAAGGGAAUGAUCGGUCUUAAACCUGGUUUGAUGCAACAGUUGUCGAUUAUAUUGCAAAGUGAUUCUGAUAUAAAGAAGGAGUGUAGCCUGCAAAUAUUAUUUGUUUGGUGUUUGCAUGACAUUUACAUUUGCGAUCGGAUGGAUCUAAUGUUCGCCAAUUAUCUAGAAGGAUACAUGUUUUAAUUAUAUCAUUCAACAAUACCUAUUUUUUCAGAUGCGAAUAUGAGUUUCCAUUUUUCUUGUAUUUUAUUGGAUUUAUCGGUAUAGAAGUCUCCGCCAAUCAUUGUAUUCUUAUCUGAAUUAAUAAAGAUAUGCAAUGCUUAGUAAAAUUGUCUUUUAUCUAAGUAAGGGACGUAAACAUUUAUACAUGUUAUUUGUUUUUCGUGUAUUAUAAGGUCAAUGCUACCAGUUAUUAUAUCCGUAAAGUUGCUGACCGUAAUAUUUGAGUUAUUAUUUAUUAGAAUUGUCCUUGAUUGUUUGUUUGAUGUCCACUGACCAUCCCAUUCGUGUUCUUUCAUUUAAUGUUUGAAUGACAGUGGCCGUCUAAUGACUUUCUUGUAGUAGGCUUAUACUAUGUUUUUUUUCUUCUUACCAUUUGAACUUUUUUUAACGUUUUUCUUUGUUGUUUAGCCUCUUUACAUUCAGUGUAUAUAUUUUAAUACUCAUAAAAAUGGGGUUAUAAUAAAUUAUAUGUUAGUA
Dreissena polymorpha is the source of this 3262-nucleotide messenger RNA. RefSeq lists its product as uncharacterized. The record is from RefSeq and is a predicted model, not a curated record. The coding region runs from base 128 to 1825 and encodes 565 amino acids. The transcript has 19 exons. NCBI's taxonomy places the organism in Eukaryota, Metazoa, Mollusca, Bivalvia, Myida, Dreissenidae.